CGCGGCGUCGCUUUGCGGCGUCUCUGAGGCGAGGCAGGCGGGCAAGCUGGGGCUCAGCCAGGCGGGCUCCGGAUCCGCUCUGCCGUCCUUCCCGUGUUCCCUUCCCACCCCGCACCCCUCGGCGGAGCGAUGCUCCUGACGGUCUUCUGCCUGCGGAGCGACCGCUCCGAGCUCACCUUCUCGCUCCAGGUGGACGCCGACUUCGAGCUGCAGAACUUCCGCGCCCUCUGCGAGCUCGAGUCCGGCAUCCCCGCCGCCGAGAGCCAGAUUGUCUACGCAGAGCAGCCCCUGACUGACAACCACAGGUCGCUGGCUUCUUAUGGCUUGAAAGACGGCGAUGUGGUGAUCCUGCAGCAAGUGGAGAAUGCGGGGGUGCGGCCCGCGGCCCCGUUUCCCGGUUUGCCCAGGAUAGACUUCAGCAGCAUCACAGUUCCUGGGACUUCAAGCCAGCCUCCCCAGCUGCCCUCACUGGCACCCCCAGCGCAGCAGCCCUCCUCGCAGCCUCGCCCGUCUCCUCCCGAGUUCCCCUCCCCACCGCAGGGCUUGGACAACCCAGCGCUGUUGAGAGACAUGUUGCUGGCCAAUCCCCACGAGCUUUCCCUGCUGAAGGAGCGCAACCCACCCCUAGCAGAGGCUCUGCUCAGUGGGGACCUGGAGAAGUUCACCCGGGUGCUUGUAGAGCAGCAGCAAGAUCGAGCCCGCCGGGAGCAGGAGAGGAUCCGCCUGUUCUCCGCCGACCCUUUUGAUCUUGAGGCUCAGGCCAAGAUCGAGGAGGACAUUAGGCAGCAGAACAUCGAGGAGAACAUGACGAUCGCCAUGGAGGAGGCCCCGGAGAGCUUUGGCCAGGUGGUGAUGCUCUACAUCAACUGCAAAGUCAACGGCCACCCUGUGAAAGCCUUUGUGGACUCAGGGGCACAGAUGACCAUCAUGAGCCAAGCGUGCGCAGAGAGGUGCAACAUCAUGCGGCUGGUGGACCGGAGGUGGGCAGGCAUUGCCAAAGGCGUGGGGACCCAGAAGAUCAUUGGCAGGGUCCACCUGGCUCAGGUCCAGAUUGAAGGAGAUUUCCUGCCUUGUUCGUUCUCCAUCCUGGAGGAGCAGCCCAUGGAUAUGCUCCUGGGACUGGACAUGCUGAAGAGGCACCAGUGUUCCAUAGACCUCAAGAAGAACGUGCUGGUGAUUGGCACUACCGGCUCCCAGACGACCUUCCUGCCGGAAGGGGAGCUCCCCGAGUGUGCGAGGUUGGCCUACGGGGCGGGACGAGAGGACGUGCGGCCUGAGGAGAUUGCAGACCAGGAGCUGGCAGAAGCCAUACAGAAGUCCGUCGACGAAGCAGUUGCAGUUGCAGUUGCUCAAGACGCCCAAGUCAGAAGACGGGAGGAGAGGAGACGGCGGAGGGAGCGUCGCCUGUCUUCGGGAGCCUCUGCCCGCCACAGGACCUCCCAUUGUGUCAUCUUCUAAUGCCUGGCACGCCCCUCACCCAGGCCUUACGCAGCUUGGAUAAAACAGCGUGCCAGGGAAAUUGCUUUGUACUCCAGUUCUGACAUUAAAAGCCUCCCGUUCCAACAUGUCUAGCUCAGUCUCGAGUUUUGUUCGGAGGCCCCUGGCCCACCUCGAGGAGAGACAGGAAUGCUUAGUAGGAGGGCAAGGGGGUAGGGCAGGCAGCUUUCAUGCCUGUCUUGAUGAAGCAGUAGCUUUGCUGUUCCUCCACCUUUUCUCCCUUCUCUCUGCCAGGCCAUUUCUCCCCACCCCCCAGUGCUUCUGCCCGGGCAUUUGAGUGGGCAGACCCGUCUGCUCCUUACUCAUGGCUGCUGUGAUUUUGUGGCAUUAUAAUUCUUUACCUGAAAUGGACCAGAAUUUUUGGUGUUUCAGGAAAUAGGGGUUUUAUUGUUAUUGUUACUACUACUACUACUUUGUGCCCCCUCGGCUGGGCACUCUGUGCAGCGUAACUGCUUGCACUGCCCUAAAUUCCCCCCAGAUGUUCUUGGGGUGCCUAGUCCCUGCUUGCAGGGCCAGUGGUUGAGGAUGAUCUGCAUCAGCCUUCCCGCUGCUGAAACCUUCUUUCUCUGCCCCUUUGCCACAAGCCCUUGUGCCCCACAGAAGCCUCAGCCCGGGCUCCCGGGCAUGUUCUGGGGUCUAUGUGGCACAUGAGCAAAAGCCUUUAAGGUGAUUUCAUAGGUAAACAAACAUUAGCUUCUGGAAAGAGCAUCUAAGCUGCAUUUCACUGCUGUGGGCGAGAACGUGGUCAAAGGCUUUCCACAUCACCCCACAUGGCAACCAGACAGGCCUGGUUCAGCUUGACAAGACUGAAUGUGUUGUGGAGUAGUGGUGAAUGUUAGAACCCACCACUACUCCAAGCCCGUAGCUCCUAAAUGAAGGGUCAUCCUCCUUUUAUAUGGAAACCUACUGAGAUGGGGCAGAUGGGGCUUGUCUACCUGGGAUGGUAGCCCAACUAGGAGAAGGAAACCUUGGAUCCAAAACCUCCACUGAACAUUUUUGGGAGAAGGAAAGGCUAAGGAGUAAACAGAAAUCCGGAGUGGAGACCCUAAGGCAGUUGGAUGGCACCUUGUCAGCCUCCUUCCAGCAACUCCUGCAAGCCAAGCUGGUGCCAAACAUAUUGCUCUGCUUUCCUUUGGAUCACCAUCAGUGAGGCCAAGAGCAGUGGGGUCUUGUCAUCUGGACAGCCCAGGACCCCCAGACACACUGUCUGGGCUUGUGUCCCGGGGAGGUCUCUUUGGUGCUGCUUCAGUCCCAGAGGCGCACUGCAUUGUCUCGAGAGAGAGAGAGAGAGGUGCCAACAACAAGAUUGCCUUACCCCAUAUAUGCCCACUUGACAACUUUGAUCGGCUGAACUGGGGUUACUACAGAUACCAUUUCUGCAUUUGUAAGAAAUCGAUCUGUUAGUGUGUUAUCUUAGCUCUCUCAAACUCUUUACCGUAUUUUUGUUAAUUUUUUGUAAUGUGAUACCGUUAUUGUUUUUGUUUUUUUGUAAACCGCUUUGAGGUUUUUUGUUUUACAAUCAAGCUGUAUAGAAAUUAUGAAAUAGAAAAUAAACACAGGAGUCGCUCCUUGUGAUGCCCAACGCUCACUUUCCUGUAUGACACUCCCAGCCGCUUCUGCCUUGAAAAUCUUUAGCAAAGGGAAGCUUGCAUUCCAUUCUUGAGUUGCACAUUUAAAAACUGAUCCGCUAUGUUCCCAUCCAAUGUUGUUCCUGUCACCUCCCCACCUCCUGCAAGUCUGGCCAUCCUGAAUUACUUUGAAAAUAUUCCCCCCCACACCCCACAGAGGCAAUGCUGGAGGCCUCCCCCCUGUCUAGUUCUUGAGCCCUCCUUGGUUUCAUUGGUUUGCAGCAGAUGAUGGAGAUAUGGCCCCCCUCCCUAGGGACCAGCUGGGGCAGUGCCUGCGCAGAGUUAGCAAGCCCUGCCUGCACGCUUGAGCCCAUUGAAUCAACUAGAGCCAGGAAGAGAUUCUGAAGAGGUGGCGCAGAGGAGAUCUUCAGGCAGCCAGAGAGUUCCUUCCUCGCAGAGCGUCAAGAUCUGGAUGGCAGGGAGGCAGAGAGGAACCCAGAGCUCAGGCUCAGAAAGUGGCUCAGAAGAGGCUGGCCAGUAGCAUGCAGUGCCAAAAAUCCAUGCUAGUUGAGAAUAGAAGACAGGAGCCCCACCAGCGCCCAUCCACACCAGACCUCGACUGGAGAGCAAGCGGACGGUUCUUGACCCAUUCUAAAAAGCAAUUCAGUGUGCAUUGUGAGGCUAGGAUAGCUGAGCACCGUUCCUGAAAGAAGUUCCAGCCGUGAGGAGCUGCUAAGUUGCAUGCAGGAAAGGGAGGGGGACAGGAAAGCAGACCGUGACACAAGGACCCACAUGAGGGCUGCAAGCCACCUCCCGAGUCGUGCAUGUGCGUGUGUGCUAACCCGAGUUUGGUGUGUUUGUCUCCUAAUCCAAACAGAACGCCAGAAGCCUUGAUGCAUGUUGUGUGGGGUUUGCUGCCGCUGGAGUGGGCCACAGACCAG
Zootoca vivipara (common lizard) is the source of this 4006-nucleotide messenger RNA. The record is from RefSeq and is a predicted model, not a curated record. NCBI's taxonomy places the organism in Eukaryota, Metazoa, Chordata, Lepidosauria, Squamata, Lacertidae.